UUGUGGCAUUACAGUGUCACCAUCACUCUCUCUUCUCUCUCUAAACUACACCUUCACAGCAAACAGUGUGGGGAAUUGGGGGAAAUCUUGCAUGGGUGAUGUGAUGGAGGUGGGCAAGAGAAUCCGAGUGGUAUUCAAAGAUGACGACAUUUUGAGCGACAUCCAGAAAUUGGAGGGCUUGAGCCGCAGCUGGGUUCUGCUGGACCCCCACCGCCACGGCGCCGUUUCCGACCUCGCCUCCCAUCUUCUCCACGCUUUCCGACUCCACCAGUCCUGCCCCCACGGCCUCAUCCUCUCCAUAUCUGGCUUUGCCUUACCACCGUUUGUAUCUACCAGAAUUUUAAAAGAUGAUGAGAUUAUCAGUGUGCGGAGAAGGAAAGACAUUUUGUCAAUAGAAGGAAGCAAUGCUGCUGCUAAUGAUGUUCAGAAAUUGAAAACUCUGGAGAAGCGACCCGUAGAUGCUGGCGCCUUGCUUUUAGCAAAUGGCGAGUUUGAGAAAGAAAAAGGUGGUUAUGAAAGUGACGAAUCUGAAGAUGAUGAUGAAGACUUGUUGGACGUAGUUGAAGAUUCUGCAGCUGAAAAUCCAAGAAAGAAAAAUCGCAAAAGAAAAGCAGCCGAGAGGCUAGAAGGCAAUAAGGAGAAGAAACAACGUUCUGUGGUAACUGGAAAUGCUUCUGGUGAUGUUUGUAAAGAGAAAAAAGAUGCUUCUGUAGCUCGAGAUAAUGUGGAAAACAAAGAUAACCCUGCUAAGCAUAGUGAUGAGGACAAUGUGGUGGAGCCUGGCGAGGAGAGAAUUAUUGUUGUUCAAGAGAAAGACAACAAGACCGACGAUGCCGAAAUCCUCCCUAAGGAAACAAAAAAGGUUCCAAGUAGAAGUGCUCGGCGGGCGUAUAAAAAAAGAAUUUGGUUGCGUGAAAUGGCAAAAAUUCAGAAGCAAAAUGCUACUUGUGAAUCAGAGGGUCUACGAAACUGGAAAGAGGAUCAAGCUAAAGCUGACAGAAAAAAAUGGAAUGGCCAAUCAAAUAGACAGCAAAAGUGGAAAAAAUACCAAGCUGAGGGCGAAAGGAACAAAGAUGAUGGUCAGCCAAAAGGACUACUACACUGGAAGCUAUUUUCCCAAGACAACAGGGUUGUUAAGGGAAAGAAGCAUAAACGACAUAGCCAAAAUGAUGACUGUCUGGAACUUCCAAAACAAAAUGGUGAUGUUCGCAAGCAGAAAAAUCAAAAUGGUGAUGUACAACAUGAGCAGCAAAAUCAAAAUUACGAUAAACAUGAGCAGCUGACCCAAAUGAGUGACACAUUAGAGCAGCCAAGCCACGGUAUGCAUGAGCAACCUGAUCAGAGUAGUCCAUCAGUACAAGAAUGUAUAAAUCAAAACUGUGAUGCAUCAAAGCAAUCAAAUUAUAAUUGUAUGGAGGAGAAUGAAUUUGCUCCCAUCGAAAUAAGGCCAGGACAUAUCCGCUUUGAACCUUUGGAAGAAGAGGAAGCUGUGCAGCGAGAUCAUGCACCUCUGAAAACCUUUAAUUGGAAUGGAAUUACUAGCAAGAAGAAUGGCCAACAGUGGGGGAAGGAAAGCCGUAGAUUCACUCCUAGAAACGACUACGGAACCAGCAAAGAGGAUUCUGAAGCACUGACUAAAGAAAAAAAGAAACAACCAAAUGAGAGAAUCAGCUUUGAUAAGCUUCCGCCUCUUCCUGGCGCGCCUAAGAAAGGAGAUCUCAUUGCUUAUCGAGUUCUGGAAUUGUCAUCAACGUGGACCCCUGAGCUUUCUGCACAUAGGGUUGGAAAAGUAUCUUGGUACAAUGCAGAGUCCCAGCAAAUGAUGUUACUGCCGGUACCAGAAUAUCCACUCGUUUAUGAGGAAGAUGAUGAGGGUGAAGCCACAGAACUUGAUAACUCUCUCUAUAGAGAAGAUGGGUCUUUGGAGAUUGAUUUUUCAGCACUUAUUGAUGUACGUGUCCUUACCAAUGGAGGAUCAACACCAGGAAAUAAAGUCGUUACACGUGUGAAUGAAGUAUCUACAAGCAAUAUGAAUGCUCUGAAGACAGCAUUGCCUGGCAGCAGUGGCGAACCAACUUCCGAACCCAGCCCAGAUACUCGAGAAUCAGACCAUGGUAAAGAGACACAGCAGCCUAGUGGAGAAAUUAGUGGGAGUGUGUGGGACCAAUUGAGUGAGGCUCUAUAUGCCAAAAAGGAGCAACUAUUCAAGGAAAAUGGUUGGGGCAGUAACCCGAAGAAGGUGGUAAUCUCUAGUGACAAUAGUUGGGGGAAGAAUGCGAACAAGAUGCAACCGUCACCUGGAAGUAACUGGGGCAAGAAACCACAGCCGUCACAGGACAAAAGUUGGGGGAAGCAGAAUGUAGGCAGUAAAUCAUGGUCGUAUAAAGCUGAGAGGCAGCGCACUUGGUCCAACAAUGGCUAUGCUGAGGUCAAAGCGGGAUACAUGAAAGACCGGAACUAAAAGAAACUUGAUUGUUGGACUUUGUGAAGCAAUGAAACUUGUUGGCUAGUUUUUGAGGUUUUUUGCAUGUGAUAGCACCGUAUGGCCUCUCAAUCCGUGUAAAUGGCUAUCGAUUUCGAUAUCUUUAUUUUGGUAGGAAGCUUAGCUAAUUAAUCUUUUUACAUGGUUUGAUGGUUUCCUUUACUACUAGCUUGAUGGUUUCCCUUUCUAAUGUUUUGUAUACUACUAAUAUUUAGUGUUUCCAUAUCCAAA
Salvia splendens (bonfire salvia) is the source of this 2713-nucleotide messenger RNA. RefSeq names its product coilin. The transcript is spliced from 16 exons. Gene Ontology annotation, cellular component: Cajal body. Gene Ontology annotation, molecular function: U2 snRNA binding; U1 snRNA binding. Lineage: Eukaryota; Viridiplantae; Streptophyta; Magnoliopsida; Lamiales; Lamiaceae. Gene Ontology annotation, biological process: spliceosomal snRNP assembly. The coding region runs from base 92 to 2461 and encodes 789 amino acids. The record is from RefSeq and is a predicted model, not a curated record.